AUGAAGCUACCAUUGUGCAAAAAAGCAGCUGAAAACAACAUUGUGAAAGCAGCGAUUAAAAUCAAGACGAAAAACUGUCAAGAAGCCGAUAAAACACUCGUUCAAGUCGAACAGCUGGUGCGUGGAGUGCCGGACUUUUUCGAUGAUGACAUUGGCAUCGAAGGUCGUCGGAUAGCCACCGGUCGACAGCGACUGCUCAAACGAGGAUCUCCUAUGGGACAACAACCAUCACUCGAGUCCAGUCACAAGAGAAGGUCUCUCAGAACCCGUAAGCAAUCCAAAAUGCAGUCGCAUCAAGAUGACAUCGAGGAAAGAAUCGGAAGCAGUCACUCCGUCGUUCACGGAUUGGCCUUCUCAUUCUUAGAAAAUCCGGCAGCGUCGGCGGCGCAGCGUGGCAGCUAUGCUCGCGGUUCCAUAUGGACCUUACGUACUGCCAUUCAGCAAAUGCCCGAAUUGGCUGGUGCUCUUAUUCAUGAAGUUCUGCCCUCAUCUAGCGCUCGAGAAUCGUUGAAGCCGUCUGAAGAGCCGGCGGCGCAGUCCCCUACAGAGUUCUCGAACCCGGUGAGUAGAGUU
This is a messenger RNA of Ostertagia ostertagi, 573 nucleotides long. The record is from the annotation of a GenBank genome assembly. Lineage: Eukaryota; Metazoa; Nematoda; Chromadorea; Rhabditida; Trichostrongylidae.